Symbiodinium sp. CCMP2592 is the source of this 5067-nucleotide messenger RNA. The record is from the annotation of a GenBank genome assembly. NCBI's taxonomy places the organism in Eukaryota, Dinophyceae, Suessiales, Symbiodiniaceae.
AUGGGCCGAGCAGAUCGCCGCAAGCCAGAAUGGAAAGACUGGCAAGGUGCCGCGGAUCACAGCCGGUGGCAGCAAGAUGGCGGCUGGGACUACUCUUCUGGUGCGCAUGGAUGGCACAAGCAACAACCCAAGUCCAAGGGACAAGGGAAAGGCAAAGCCAAUUUCCCCUCCUUCGAGACGAUGGAAGGGGCCCAGCGGAAAGAGGAGAAGCCAGCUGGAGACCAACCGGUGGAGCCUGUGACGACCAGGAAUGCUGCUGGGGCGCUGUGCAAGACGGUGCAGAAAGUGGUCAACGCCAUCCGCAGGAACGAGGGCAAGGUGAGACGAGCCGAGGAAGACAUCCAGGACCUGCAGGAAAAGUGGCGACAGUACGAGACCGAACUGAAGCAGACUUUCGCAAAAGAACGAAAGCGCUACAGCGAGAAGCUCGACAAGAUCCGCCAAGAGAAGGAGGACUACCACGACAGCCUGACGGCGGCCCUCACGGACUUGCAGAAGAUCCUUGCUGGCGAGGACCCGGCCCAGGAGAAGAACACCAACCAGGUGGAGAUCCCCCAGGACGCACAGAAUGCCUGGGACGAGCUCAUGGCGGAGGACCGCGACGAUGAGAUGGGCAUCACUGGUGCAAUCGAGACGGCCCUGGCUGGCACGACAGCGCUACCGAAAGGGACACGAGAACACCUCCUCAAGCUGAUCAAGGAGCACCAGCAUGGCGAAGGAGGGGCUCGGACACCAGAAAGACGACCUCGGCGGGAACUUGCUACCCCGCCGGAGAAGGAGAUCAAGCAGGAAGGUGGUCGGCCAGCAGGGGCGCCGACAGCCUACCAAGGGACCGAGGCACCGUCGGUGCCGUACAUGGCUUCACCCUCGACCCAGACGGGGAUCCCGGUCACAGCCAGAGAACGCCACAAGCCGUCCAACAAAGGUACGCCCCGAGUAGCCCUCAAGGCCCAGGGAAGAGGGCCGGCGGCACCCUCGCUUGGUGGCACGCCGCUGUCGGAAAAGCUGGCCAGGAGCAGAGACAAAAUGGGCAGCGACAUGGUGAACCUGGACGACAGCGAGGACGAGAAGAUCGGACACCUGGCCUCCAACUCGACGGGGGACAUGGAGGACGUAGACGGUGAGGUGAAGACGGAUAUGAUUGCCCUCGUCGGGAACUACAGGUACUACGACCUCCUCGACUACCUGUUCGUGAUCUGUGGACUGGUUUGGACAGCUAUUGAGAAAUGGCUCCUUCAAGCCCACCAGGAAGCACAGGGGGUCCCCAUGGACCGAGGACAUGGCCGGCCAUUCCUCGCCGAGCCGAAUUCCAAGCAGAAACCGUUGGAGGCACUGAGCAGCUACAGCAGGCUCCCCCCCCCCCACUACGAGAUCCGGCCUGGAGAAGAUGAUGCAAUUGGACCGCCGGCGAUACACAUCUCGUGCUGGGUGGCGACGGUCCACUAUGAGCCCGAGAUGGUCGAUAUAGCGGUGCCUUUCCCGCUCACCGAGGAAAGGCUGCGGACACUGGCCCUAGAGGAUACCAGCCAUUUCCCCAAGUGGCACCCAGUCCUCACAUGGCCACAGCUCUCUUCGGACUAUGCCAGUGCGGUUCUCGUCCCGCCGUGGAUCCUACUUUCUGGACGCUACGUGAUGGUGGCGGACCUCACCGGGAUUGGAGGUGGAGCCUACACGUUCUACUUCGAGGCGAUGGUCAGUAAGGCCUCCAUGCUCCGGGAGGUCAACAUUGCAGCAAGCGAGCCAUACGAGGUCUUUAUCUUCGGCGACCUUGCACCACUGACGGAAGGAGAACGUCGACAACCCAUCCAAGGAGGGGUUGUGAAAAUCCUCCCUAGAGGGAUAGCGGUCGACUGGGCAACGGAUUUGGCCCCAAGGCUAACAGACCCCGGACAAUGGAGGCCGGAUACCGAUCCACCACGACCAGCACACGGGACCUUCCUUGCCUACCAGGACACGGAACACCAGAUCGUCAACAUGGUGCUGCGCCGUGACCCUAGAAGCACCCGCCAGAUCGCGGGCGAUACGUUGGGGCACGAGCCAGAGGACAUAUGGGUCGAUGUUGGCGGUCAUCCCCGAAGCUAUUCCACGAUUGUGUUCGUUGACCUACGUGGUGUUGGGAAAUGGGUGCAGUGGCUGGCGGUGGAAGGAAACACGUUCGACCCCAUGCCCUACCUGGACUCGCUGCACCUGCCGUACUUUGACAAUUGGUCUAUAGUCGUACGUGGUGGGAGGAAGACAGGCAAUGGUAUUGAGCUGGAGGUGCAGAACGGCGAGCUACUCACCAUUGACCUGCGGCACAACAACGACAUCACGCCUACGGCUAGCGAAGAUGGAGACUCCGACGGACCGGACGAGGAGUCGGACAGCGACCCGGACAGCCCGGAUGAUGAGAUGAGAGACGACCCUUCCGAUGUUGAGCCGGAUGCGGAGCCAGAUGCGGGUAUGGACAAUCGCCCCGACGUCGGUGCCCAGGACCGCAGCAGAUCCCCGCGACGACCCGGUAGUGGGGACAGCAGUCUGCAAGGGAGCAGACACAAAACAAAGCAGUGGCAGCAGAAGGCAGCCCUCCCCCUACUGCUCGCCUCAUGCCUGCCACCGGCGAACUUUGACCUCACACGUGAGAGCCUGCCCCUCCCACAUGACAAAGAAGAGGUCAUGGCCCUCAUGCGACCGUGGCGGCCAGACUGGAUCCUACAGGACAUGGAGGGUGUCGUCCUACACAAAGACACCCAGAAGGCCCUGCAAGACAUGGAGCACUGGAGCGACUUCCUGCUGAAGGUCACAGACCCCAUUGAGGCGCAUAUAUAUACUGACGGCUCCUACCUUCAGAAAGAAGAAUCGGCAGCCUAUGGGGCGGUCAUUCGUCUCGAGGCAGGUGGGGCCAGUACACUCUUUGGUCUCUUUGGCGAGCCGUUGCCGGAGGUGCAGGACAGCUUAUGGCAUUUUGAGGCCCCACCCGUCCUUCGCUCUGAACAGGUGGCAGUGGCAUCAGCCCUCCUGUGGCUGUGCCAAAGCCGCAUGCUUAUCCGCCUCGUGGGAGCCACACUGCACUUCGACAACAUGGCGGCUGGUUGGAGUACCGGUGGACAGUGGGAACCGCCAAACAGCUUCGGAAGAAAAGCACGAGAACUGGCUAUGUUUGUCAACACGUUGUUCCAACAGGGGCUGACCUUCAGGCAUGUGAGCGCACAUCAGGGUGACCCCUGGAACGAGCUUGCCGAUGCGGUGGCUAAGGCCAUGGCUAUGAAACGGAUCAGAUCAAAAGGUCCGCCCCUCCCUGCACUCCAGGCGUUUAUCGAGGGUGACUUUAGCUGGCUCACACUGGCGACCUGGGGCAUCAACGACCCAAGCUUCCCCACCCAGACGGGCUCCCACCUUACCUGGACCAUGCCGACGCCGACAUCCAGCAGUCCCCUCACUCCACAACAACUGGUCCCGACAAAGAGCACGUGGCCAGGCGAUACCGACCGACAGUGGGACUUCCAUUGUAAAGUUGCGACUAUCAAUGUGCAGGGCAUUGCUGGCAAACACGCCUACCUGGAGGAACAGUUCGAGGAGGCUGGAUACCACAUCGUCUUCCUGCAGGAAACCAAGGAAAAGGGAGGUAUGUGUCGGAGCUCCAGAUACCUGAGAUUCGGUUCAGAUGGAUGCGGGCAUUGGGGCACAAGCAUCUGGGUGAGCCGGACCCUGGGACUACUGGAUGCUGGUGGAAAGGCUUGCCACAUCACCGACGAGGACGUCGAAACCCUCCACAGCACAGAACGACUACUUGCCCUGUCGGUCAGACAGGCAACGUUUCGAUGCAUCCUGCUCUCGUGCCACUGCCCUCACACAGGCAGGCCGGAGGAGCGGGAACAUUAUCUCGAAAGACUGGGCAACAUGCUUGAGGACUAUCGGGAGGCGACCCUGGUCCUCAUGGGCAUCGACCUCAAUGGAAGACCUCCACCAAACUUCGGAGCGGUGACCGGUGGCCUCACAUGUGGUGAGGUUGAUGCGACUGGAACUCAGGCGGCCAAAGUGUUCGAGAAAGGUCGGCUAUGGAUGCCAUCUACGUAUACCCAAUAUCACACUGGCCCCAGUGUGACCUUCUGCCAUCCGUCAGGACAGAAGCACCGGAUUGAUUUCGUUUGCCUAGGUGGAAAAGCCGCGAGCACGGGGGCUCACAGCUGCAUCAACCACCAUCUGGAUGUCGCCACGUCGCAUGACGACCACUUCGUUGUUCAACUGGAAUGCUAUGGCAGCACAGGACCGCUAGGGAGUCAAGGACGGCUCUGGAGGCCUCGCUACGACCGAGGAAAAAUGCGGUCUGCGGCAGGCAAGGAGCUGCUGCACCACGAAAUCUCCAAGUAUGCCCCACCACCGUGGUCCCUUCAUGUCGACGCGCACUGCCAACACCUGCAGGAUUUCCUCCAUCGGACCAUGCAGGAGCACUUUGCUCUCCCACUCGGGGGUCCCCGAGCGACCUAUAUACCAGAAUGGGUCUGGAAGCUCCGACGGAAGAAACUCGCUUACAAAGCACAAGUUGCCCACCGUAAGCGGGUGAGGAGAGAAUGGGUACAGGAGGCCUUCGCACACUGGAGCGGCCGGACACCCCAGAAGAUUGGCGACAUCGGCAAGGACGACCUGCUUUACCAAUUGGCGGCGGCUGCUAUUGGAUGUGUCACGAAGGUCAUCAAGAACGGUAUCAGGGAAGCGAAGGCGGAGUACCUACAGCGACUUGCUGACGAGGGUGGGACAGCGACAAAAAUCCUGCAGAAGGCCAAGCAAGCUGGUGUUGGCGGGCGCAAAGCUCGUCCUGUUGUGCGACCGCCGCCACUCCUCCUCGACAAGGAGGGCAGACCGGUCGUCAGUCAGGAGGCAAGAGAGGAGCUCUGGCUCAACCACUUUGGAGAAAUGGAGGUUGGCACCACGGCCGAGGUUGCGGAUUUCCUGGCUGGCCUCGCGGCCCCCUCGGAAAUACCAGGCAGGUCCAGGACCUACCAUCCCUGGCGGAAGUUGAAUCCCUCUUUCGGCAGGCCCCGGUGGAUCGAGCUGCAGGAUUGGAUGGAGUGCCUGGUGAGAUCCUGA